Molecule: messenger RNA, 1354 nt
Organism: Alternaria rosae
Lineage: Eukaryota; Fungi; Ascomycota; Dothideomycetes; Pleosporales; Pleosporaceae
Product: cardiolipin synthetase
Exons: 2
Coding region: 1-1203 (400 amino acids)
Biological process (GO): cardiolipin biosynthetic process
Cellular component (GO): mitochondrion; membrane
Molecular function (GO): cardiolipin synthase activity
Source: RefSeq, a predicted model, not a curated record
AUGCUUUCUUUAUUCACGGCGAGGGCCAAUACACCUUGUCGCACUAUCGCAGCUCUCUCGGAAGCUUCUCUCAGCCUAAGAACGCUUUCGCGGCGUGCACAGCAUCCACAAGCUUUGUGCUCGGCCUCCUCACGUGCUUCUUGUACCUGGAGUCGCGAUGACGUCAACAUAAGCCGACGUCCCGUAGUACACACACCCUGGAAGCAUUAUGGGAUCCGUCCUGCUAGUCUAUUCAGUACUUCGACUACACGAAGACUGAAGCUUGAAGAUGAAGCAACAGGUUCUCCAGCUUCAAGAAGCGGUACGGAGCCUCAACCCGCCACUGCUUCCGCCAAACUAGCUACAACCUUGAAGUCAACCCUCAAACUCGACAAACCGCGUCACGAACAAAUCUACAACCUCCCCAACAUCCUCACCUUUUCGCGACUCAUAGCUACUCCUGUAGUCGGAUAUCUAAUCAUCCACGAUCAACACCUCUAUGCCUUCUCUCUCUUCGCCUAUGCCGCCUUCUCCGACCUUCUCGAUGGUUGGAUCGCCCGCCGCUGGAACCUCCAAACAGUUGUUGGCAGCGUUGUUGACCCAAUGGCCGACAAACUCCUAAUGACAACAUUGGUAACUUGUCUGGCAGUCAACGGGAGCCUUCCAAUGCCGCUUGCUGCACUGAUCCUCGGAAGAGAUGUCAGUCUGGCGGUGAGUGCGUUUUACUACCGGUACGCCAGUCUACCGGCACCCAAGACCAUGGCAAGAUACUGGGACUUCAGUUUGCCAAGCGCGGAGGUGCAUCCCACUACCAUCUCAAAGUUCAACACCUUUCUGCAAUUGAGUCUGUUGGGAACGCUACUCUGCACAAACUUGCUGCACGAUCCUUCAGCGACAACGUCCGCAGCUGGUGGCUUACUUUUGUCGAUCCAAGACAUACUAGGAGGCGAAGAAGGCGUCAAAACAAUGAUCCAGGGCAUGUCAGCCAUCGUGGCCAGCACGACGAUGUACAGCGGCCUCGAGUACACCUGGUCCAAGAAAGCAGUCGUCAUAUUGGGCGGCGAUGAAGCCUUGAAGAGGAAACAGGGUUUCCGCGGCAGGAUGAUCAUGGCGGGCGGCUUUGGUUCUUUCAUUGCGCUUGCAGCGUAUUUGUGGUUCAACGGUCAGGCUGAGGAGGACUUGAAGAAGGAGGCAAACAAAAAGCUGGGUACCAAAAGUGCAUGAGCGUUGUUAGUACGUCAUUGUUGUAUCAUAAGAGAUAGUAUCCAUGAGGUAUUCGAUAGCAGAUACAAUGAUGCGAAAAUAAAACGGUGUGAAUCCACUCGCACAUUCCUCUACUCGGGAAUCCUUAACCACAUGCAGCGUCUUCAUCCCU